AUGUUCCAUACAUUCCAAACCGUUGCAGCCACAACAUCUCCCGAGGGCAGCGGGAGCGGCGAUACUUCUAAACCCUCAAAGACGGCAGCAUCUCGGCGUGUUUCUACCUCCAAUGCCUGUGUCGAGUGCAGACGGCGGAAGAUCCGAUGUGACGGCUCCAAGCCGUGUGGACAGUGCCAAUGGUAUCAGCAUCCCGAGGCCUGUACAUAUCAGAAGCCAGCGCAACGUAUAAUACCGUCCAGGAAACUGGUCGACCGACUCUCCAGCCAAGUGGAGCAGUAUAGGGCGAUUCUCCAGCGACUGUAUCCUCAGAAAGAUCUUGACUCACUGGUCGACAAACCUCGAGACGAGCUACUGGACCUCGCGCUAUCUACCCCAGCACUGAGCUCAGCUACGUCUCCGCCCGAGUCAAUCCCGCACUCCAAGUCUGACACCAACCCCAAGUCUGAAGGAGAGCAGAGCCUCGAGGCCUUGGAGCAAGCGCCCGAGGAAAAUCCACGAUGGGACGAAGCGCGGAAGCAUCAGGACAAGAUCCAAGGCAUCUCGGACGAUAUCAACGGGCUUUCCAUGGCUGUUGAUCGUCAUUCGUCCUAUGUGGGUAUCUCCUCCAUCACUGCUGCGUUCAAGGUCAUCGUCAAGGUCGCUCCCAUUGCGAGGCCGUUCAUCACCCAGAGCGUCAUCGACACGGCACAGCCCAGUCGAGCAAACAGCCCACCACCAGAGCUGCUAGACUUGAACCCCGAUGCAUUACCUCGCCAACAAGAUGCCCAGAAGCUCAUCGAAUGCUACUUUGAGCGAGUACACGUCUACUUUCCGAUGAUCAAUGAGCGGAAUUUCUGGACGACAUUUCUCUAUGGAGAACGGAAAGACUCUCCGUGGCUUGCCCUGCUGAACAUUGUAUUUGCUCUAGGAUCGCUAGCAUCGUCGACAUCGGACAACCAGAUGCAUUACGUCUUCUUUACCCGCGCUCGACAGCAUCUAUCUUUGGAGUCGUUUGGGUCCGGGAAUCUUGAGGUUUUACAAGCUCUGUCGAUUAUGAGCGGCUAUUACAUGCAUUAUCUGAAUCGACCGAAUGAGGCGCAUUCCCUGAUGGGUGGGGCAUUGAGGAUGGCGACUACUCUUGGCUUACAUAGAGAGUAUGUUGAGCCCUCUGGCGUAGUGGCGAAUCUCUACGAUUCGCAAAAGGCACAGCCAUCUGACGCGAUAUCUACUGAGAUGAGGCGUCGGAUAUGGUGGAGUCUAUUCUGCAUGGACUCGUGGGCGUCGACAACUACGGGCAGGCCAUCAUUGGGACGGAUGGGCGAUGCGAUCACUGUACAGCCCCCGAGGAGCUUCAUCGAGCAGAGCUACGUAUUUACACAGAUCAACAAUCCACAAAGCCUGGAAGCGUUGAAAAUCCUGCCUCUGAUUCACUUUAGUGAAUUCUGCAAGAUCGCGACCAGGAUACAGGAUCGUCUGAUUGAGAGUCCACUACUCAAGUUUGACGAGCUUUCACAAUUCGACUCGGAGAUUAGUCGAUGGCGCGACGAACUGCCAUCUAUACUGACAGACUUCAACGAGCAGUGCCCAGACUUUCUAAGGGUUAUUCGGCUCGUGCUGAAAUGGAGGUACCAGAACCUUCGGAUCGUCUUGCACAGGCCAACUCUACUGUCGUGCGCCCUUCGACACACACCCUUCUCAAUGCUGCCUGCGGAGGAGAAGGUGACGGUCGGGAAAUGUCGGAUCAUCGCCAACAAGACGAUCGAAGACAUACACAACGAAUGUCCUGCAGAUCUCAUCGCCGGCUGGAACGGAGUGUGGUUUGUGUAUCAGGCCUGCAUGGUGCCACUGGUCAGUCUCUUUACCGACGGCAGCUCGCCUGAAGAGGUCGAGCGCUGGAAGCACCAGAUCGAGACAGCGCUCAUCUACUUUAACAAAAUGCAAAGAUUCAGCAUCGCUGCCAAGAAGAGCGCGAGCGUGGUCUCGAAGCUUUACGAGGCGUUCAAUACAGCCCAGGCGGCCGCCGCAACCGCGCGACAACAGCCCCAGCAGCAGCAACAGCAACAACAGCAGCAGCAGCAGCACAUCCAACAAGGCCAACAACAGCAACAGAUGCAGCAGGGCCAAGAGUAUACUCAGUACCCCGAAUUCAACCAGUUUGGUAAUCCGAUGCAAGAGCCGUCGAUGCUGGCGGCCAUGGGCCAUGAUAUGGGCAUGGGCAUGUGGCCUCAGGCCGCAGACACGGGCAAUCUCAAUUCGUUCUGGGAUGGAAUGAUGUGGGAUACGUCAUUCCCGGACCUGCCGGACCACGAGUACAUGCUCGGCGACAUGGACUACCAGGCAGCGGCCCAGGGCCAGCAGAUGUGGAGAUAUGACCAUCCGCAAUGAUCUGGUGGGAAAAUGGGCGCAUGAGUAUUUUUUGGUUAUGUUCAUGAUUGUGUAUGUAUAAUGCGAGUUAGAUGCAUCUUGGAGGGAAAAACGGGGGGGAAUUGCUCCAAGCAAAUGGAUGCUUGGCUGCGGGUGUCAAGGGGGUGUUAUAUGGAAGAAUUUUCAACAACUGCAAGCUAUGCGAUUGAGUGCCUGUAGCACUGAUUAUAU
Pseudovirgaria hyperparasitica is the source of this 2577-nucleotide messenger RNA. RefSeq lists its product as uncharacterized. The transcript is spliced from 3 exons. Gene Ontology annotation, biological process: positive regulation of transcription from RNA polymerase II promoter by galactose; DNA-templated transcription. NCBI's taxonomy places the organism in Eukaryota, Fungi, Ascomycota, Dothideomycetes, Acrospermales, Acrospermaceae. Bases 1 to 2367 code for a protein of 788 amino acids. Gene Ontology annotation, cellular component: nucleus. The record is from RefSeq and is a predicted model, not a curated record. Gene Ontology annotation, molecular function: DNA-binding transcription factor activity, RNA polymerase II-specific; zinc ion binding; RNA polymerase II cis-regulatory region sequence-specific DNA binding.